GCCCACAUUCGGGGCGCACAGAGCUGGGGGGUCCCUGAGGGGCGCCCGGAGUUAAGAUGGCGUCCGCCACCGAGGGGGCCGUGGGCACUGCCGUGGAGCUGGUGAAGGUGCUGCGGGCGGGGUUCGAAGAGCUGAGCCUUCACAAGUUGGCGACGUCCCUGGGCGCGUCAGAACAGGCGCUGCGGCUCAUCAUCUCCAUCUUCCUGGGUUACCCGUUAGCUUUGUUUUAUCGACAUUACCUUUUCUACAAGGACAGCUACCUCAUCCAUCUCUUCCACACCUUCACAGGCCUCUCGAUUGCUUAUUUUAACUUUGGAACCCAGCUCUUCCACUCCCUGCUGUGCGUUGUGCUCCAGUUCCUCAUCCUCCGGCUGAUGGGCCGCACCAUCACGGCCGUCCUCACCACGUUUUGCUUCCAGAUGGUCUACCUUCUCGCUGGAUAUUAUUGCACAGCCACUGGCAACUACGAUAUCAAGUGGACCAUGCCACAUUGUGUUCUAACUUUGAAGUUGAUUGGUCUGGCGGUUGACUACUUUGAUGGAGGGAAAGAUCAGGGCUCCUUGACCUCUGAGCAGCAGAGAUAUGCCAUUCGGGGUGCCCCGUCCCUGCUGGAAGUGGCUGGCUUCUCCUACUUCUAUGGGGCCUUCUUGGUAGGGCCCCAGUUCUCAAUGAACCACUACAUGAAGCUGGUGCAGGGACAGCUCACUGACAUCCCAGGGAAGACACCGAACAGUAUCGUACCGGCUCUGAAGCGCCUGAGUCUGGGCCUGGUCUACCUGGUGGGCUACACUGUGCUCAGCCCCCACAUCACAGACGAUUACCUCCUCACCGAAGACUACGAGCACCACCCUUUCUGGUUCCGCUGCAUGUACAUGCUGGUCUGGGGCAAGUUUGUGCUCUACAAAUACGUCACUUGCUGGCUCGUCACGGAAGGAGUGUGCAUUCUGACGGGCCUGGGCUUCGCCGGCUUUGAUGAAAACCGCAAAGCCAAGUGGGAUGCCUGUGCCAACAUGAAGGUGUGGCUCUUUGAGACCACCCCUCGCUUCACUGGCACCAUCAACUCCUUCAACAUCAAUACUAACGCCUGGGUGUCCCGUUACUUCUUCAAGAGACUCAAGUUCCUUGGAAAUAAGGAAUUAUCGCAGGGUCUCUCGUUGCUAUUCCUGGCCCUCUGGCACGGCCUGCACUCAGGAUACCUGGUCUGCUUCCAGAUGGAGUUCCUCAUUGUGAUGGUGGAAAGGCAGGCGGCCAGCCUCAUUCGGGAGAGCCCUGCCCUGAGCAAGCUGGCGUCCACCUCCACCCUCCACCCCCUCUUCUACUUGGUGCAGCAGACCAUCCACUGGCUCUUCAUGGGCUACUCCAUGACCGCCUUCUGCCUCUUCACCUGGGACAAGUGGCUGAAGGUGUACCAGUCCGUCUAUUUCCUGGGCCAUAUCGUCUUCUUGAGUCUGCUAGUCAUACUGCCUUAUAUUCACAAAGCACUGGUGCCAAGGAAAGAGAAGCUAAAGAAAAUGGAAUAACCUCAUUUUCCUGGUGGCCCAGAGCAUGGCGGGGGCCCGAUCGGUUUGUGUCCCUUUCACAGGACCCCUGCCUCGCCCGCCCGCCCCUGAGCACACAGAACACGGAGCCAGGGACUGGAAGACAUGGCACUCCUUGCUGUGCCUCUGCUGACAGCCAAGUCUUCAUCCGGGCCAGAGGGGACUCUGUGGGCGGAGCCGAGGGGCCUGUGUCCCCCUCUGGACUCCCCCAGCACGCUGCCUUAUCUCUCCCCCUCUAGCCAGGAAGCUGUUGGGUUUUUCUUCUGCCAAUUUACUAUGAUUGUAUUUGUGCCCCUACCACCCCCACCCCCAUGGGAGGGGGGAAGAGACGUGGGGUACACGGCCCCGCCUUUUCUACCUUGGAACUGUACCGUAUAAAAUCACUCUGUUCCGUUUUUCA
Echinops telfairi (small Madagascar hedgehog) is the source of this 1938-nucleotide messenger RNA. RefSeq names its product lysophosphatidylcholine acyltransferase 3 (gene LPCAT3). The record is from RefSeq and is a predicted model, not a curated record. Lineage: Eukaryota; Metazoa; Chordata; Mammalia; Afrosoricida; Tenrecidae. Gene Ontology annotation, biological process: lipid modification; phosphatidylcholine biosynthetic process. The coding region runs from base 57 to 1520 and encodes 487 amino acids. Gene Ontology annotation, molecular function: lysophospholipid acyltransferase activity; 1-acylglycerophosphocholine O-acyltransferase activity. The transcript has 13 exons. Gene Ontology annotation, cellular component: membrane.